Doryrhamphus excisus (bluestripe pipefish) is the source of this 2331-nucleotide messenger RNA. It is a transcript of the gene hsc70, whose product is annotated as heat shock cognate 70. Lineage: Eukaryota; Metazoa; Chordata; Actinopteri; Syngnathiformes; Syngnathidae. The record is from RefSeq and is a predicted model, not a curated record. Gene Ontology annotation, molecular function: ATP binding; ATP-dependent protein folding chaperone.
ACCGGAUGAGCACAUGCACCCAUCCUCUGUAAUCUGCCUGCCAGGACGGAGAAAGGAUCUCUGGAGAGGAAGCCGGGUGUCGCUGGUCGGAGGAAAAAAGACACAAUUUAGUCUCUAUUAAACAUUCUUGACAACAGAAGAAGGAUGUCUAAAGGACCCGCUGUCGGCAUUGAUCUUGGCACCACAUACUCCUGUGUGGGCAUCUUCCAGCAUGGCAAAGUGGAGAUCAUUGCCAACGAUCAAGGAAACAGGACUACGCCCAGCUAUGUGGCCUUCACAGACACCGAGAGACUGAUUGGUGAUGCAGCCAAGAACCAAGUGGCCAUGAACCCGACUAAUACCGUGUUUGAUGCUAAGCGUUUGAUCGGUCGUAAGUUUGACGAUACCGUGGUGCAAGCCGACAUGAAGCAUUGGCCCUUCAAGGUUGUCAAUGACUCAUCUAAACCCAAGAUGGAGGUCGAAUACAAGGGGGAGAUCAAGACCUUCUUCCCUGAGGAAAUUUCCUCGAUGGUCCUCACCAAGAUGAAGGAGAUCUCCGAAGCCUAUCUUGGCAAGUCUGUGACCAAUGCCGUCAUCACAGUUCCUGCUUACUUCAACGACUCCCAACGUCAAGCCACCAAAGACGCUGGGGCCAUCGCAGGGCUCAAUGUGCUGCGUAUCAUCAACGAACCCACCGCAGCUGCCAUUGCUUACGGUUUGGACAAAAAGGUUGGUAGUGAGCGCAACGUCCUUAUUUUUGACCUGGGAGGAGGCACUUUCGAUGUGUCCAUCCUGACCAUCGAGGAUGGCAUCUUCGAGGUCAAGUCCACUGCUGGUGACACCCACUUGGGUGGUGAGGACUUUGACAACAGGAUGGUCAAUCACUUCAUUAAUGAGUUCAAGCGCAAGUUCAAAAAGGACAUCAACAACAACAAACGAGCCGUGCGUCGUCUCCGUACCGCCUGCGAACGCGCCAAGCGCACCCUCUCCAGCAGCACCCAGGCCAGCAUUGAGAUUGAUUCCCUCUACGAGGGAACUGACUUCUACACUUCCAUCACUAGAGCUCGUUUUGAGGAACUCAAUGCAGACCUUUUCCGUGGAACCCUGGAGCCUGUGGAAAAGGCACUCCGAGAUGCAAAGAUGGACAAGGCCCAAAUCCAUGAUAUUGUUCUGGUGGGUGGCUCGACUCGUAUCCCCAAGAUUCAAAAGCUCCUGCAGGAUUUCUUUAAUGGCCGUGAGCUCAAUAAGAGCAUCAACCCUGACGAGGCUGUGGCCUACGGAGCAGCUGUUCAGGCGGCCAUCUUGGCUGGUGAUAAGUCUGAGAACGUACAGGACCUGCUCCUGCUGGAUGUCACACCCCUGUCCCUGGGAAUUGAGACCGCUGGAGGAGUAAUGACCGUCCUUAUCAAAAGGAACACCACCAUUCCCACAAAGCAAACCCAGACCUUUACCACCUAUUCCGACAACCAGCCUGGUGUGCUCAUUCAGGUUUAUGAAGGUGAACGAGCCAUGACGAAGGAUAAUAAUAUCCUGGGCAAGUUUGAGUUAACCGGUAUCCCGCCUGCUCCCAGAGGGGUCCCACAAAUCGAGGUGACGUUUGACAUCGACGCUAACGGCAUUCUCAAUGUGUCUGCUGUGGACAAAAGCACCGGAAAAGAGAACAAGAUCACCAUUACCAACGACAAAGGACGACUGAGCAAAGAGGACAUUGAACGCAUGGUGCAUGAAGCCGAGCAGUUCAAGGCUGAAGAUGACAUCCAGAGGGAAAAGGUCACGGCGAAGAACUCCCUGGAGUCUCUGGCCUUCAACUUAAAGAGCACUGUCGAGGACGAGAAGCUCCAAGAUAAGAUCAGCCCUGAGGAUAAAAAGACCAUCAUUGACAAGUGCAAUGAGGUCAUUUCAUGGUUGGAUCGGAACCAGACGGCAGAGAAAGAAGAGUACGAUCACCAGCAGAAAGAACUAGAGAAGGUGUCCAACCCGAUCAUGUCCAAGCUUUACCAAGGGGGUAUGCCGGAAGGAAUGGCAGGCGGGAUGCCAGGGGGGAUGCCUGGCGGUUUCCCUGGUGGGGCUGGAGGAGGCUCAUCCUCUGGCCCAACUAUCGAGGAGGUCGACUAAAGAAAAUAUUGUCUUACGGCUGCUUUCAUCAAUAAAAAAGCAAAUGGUGAAAAUGCUGUCCAAUGAAAAACGUGUAUCUCCAUGCAUGUUUUUUCUUUGAGGACACAUUAGUUUAAACCAUUACUUCAAAUUAAGUAUAAACCCAAAUCAAAUUGUUGUCUUAAUGAUCCAGUGAUGUUAUAAAAAUCAUACUUCCUGGAAUAAAUGUCAGUAAAAAAAUCAAUCAUAACAAUCUGA